Molecule: messenger RNA, 2412 nt
Organism: Aaosphaeria arxii CBS 175.79
Lineage: Eukaryota; Fungi; Ascomycota; Dothideomycetes; Pleosporales
Exons: 2
Coding region: 311-2290 (659 amino acids)
Molecular function (GO): protein binding
Source: RefSeq, a predicted model, not a curated record
AUACACUCGACUACCAACUAGUACAUACAUACAUUCCACGGGACUCGCCAGAACACACCUCCAGGCCCAGUUCUAGAGCCAUCGACAUUCCUGACCGCAAUCCGCUGCCUCCCUUGGAACCCAGGAACCUGCACCAGCCUCGUCCCCGUAUAUAUGCCACUCGCCGCUAUUCAGUAACAGUAAUAACACCAAUCGAUAAUCGCCAAACACCGUUCGCUCGCGCGCAACAGUCACCGUCCGACUCAAUCGCAACUCCAACACGCGCCUGUCACGAACAAUUGUCCCCAGACCGCCAAUUGCAACCUCCAAAAUGGCUCACAAUCACGGGCGCAAGCACCGCCAGGUGCCUCGCCAAUUCGACCGCCAUCGGCACACCUCGGAGGAAGAGGAAUUCGACUUUGCGACCUUCCUCUCCGUCGUCAUCCAGACCUUGGGAGCGCCAGUGACAAGAACCCUGGGAGAGCCUAUGACAAGAGCACCCGCUUCUACCAUCACCCAGGACCCCGAAGAACCCGAAUCGACUCGAAAGCCACAACCCAAACCUACUAGCUCUGAGGAACAGGAAGAGCGAGUCACGUCUACCGCGCAGCCUAGGAGCCCAUCCGCCGCAAAGCCAACCUCCGCUGCCCAUUCCUCCUCGAUCAACUUCGAUGAGACCAUCAAGCCCUCGAACACCCAGGUCCGAGCUGCGUCCACCAUUUUGGUGGCCUCCUCAUCCCCUGUCAUUACUGAGGCCUUGAUUUCUGCUACCGCAGCGUCGUCUCCUUCAGCCUCUGCCACUGCUGACCCAGCGGCGAGCGGUGAGAUGUCCACGGGCGCGAAGGCUGGUAUCGCUUUGGGAGUCCUUCUCGUAGUGUGUGCGCUUCUUACCGGAAUCCUCAUCUUGUACCGUCGCAAGAAGAGCCAGAUGCGUGAUCAGGAGGUGGCCAACGAGAAGCCUCCUAUGCGCAACAUGCACGAUCUGCCUCCACCACCCAUCGUAACGCCUCCUCCUGCCGAACCCGCCCCCAGCAUUCGUACUCAGCGUACCAUGUCCACCGCUCCUCGUCUUAGCCUGCGCCCCGUCACUCAGUUCGAUCCCACGUUCUCUGAGAACCGCAAGAGCGGUGGCAACCUCCUCGGUGUUGCCAGCGCCGCCGCUGUUCCUCAUCAGCGCGCUCCUUCCCCUGAUCGCCCGAGCAGCUCCUGGGAGCGUCCUGGUGCCGCGAAUGUUUCUCCAACUGGCAACCCUUUCAAUGACCCGCAGCCACUGUCUAGCAGCCCACCCCAGGACCCGUUCACAAACGCCGCUGUCAUUGAGACCCCUCGCUCUCUUUCUCCCGGUCCUCCCAUGUCCGCCAACAUGCCUGACGCAAGCGAGUUCGCUGCUGCGGCUGCUGCAGCGCCUGCUGCCGCCGUUGUUGCUGCUGCUGUUCCAGUUGCUUCCCGAAACGCCCAACAGGACAAGGAAAUGCCGCCUCCCCCGCCCAUCGGACAAGAAAAUGGCCCUCUCGCUAGCCCUGCUUGGACCGAAGACUUCCCUGCAUCUCCUGGCCCAGCUCCUACCGGUCCUCCCCCUGUUGCUGCUCCUAACAAUGUCCACCGCGUCCAGCUCGAUUUCAAGCCUUCCAUGGAGGACGAACUUGGUCUCCGUGCCGGUCAGUUGGUGAGGAUGCUCCACGAAUAUGAUGAUGGAUGGACUCUCUGUGUCCGCAUGGAUCGCUCCCAGCAAGGUGUUGUCCCCCGAACAUGUCUUUCCAAGCACCCCGUCAAGCCUCGCACUGGUCCUCCUCGUCAGCAGCCUCCGAUGCGUGGCCCCCCUCCCUCCGGCAUGCCCCCUCACGCAGGUGUUCCCCAGCCUCGUCCUCUCUCUCCCGCCAGCGGACGAAGCUCGCCACACCCACCGGUCCUCUCGCCUGCGAAUGGCCGCAUGUCUCCCGCUCCCCGUUCGAUGAGCCCCGGCCCUAACCAGAUGCCUCCCCAAGAGGGACGCGCCCGAUCAAACAGCAACGCACCUUACGCAGAGCCUCCUCGCUCCAUGAGCCCUGGAUUCGGACCGAUGCCUCCUCAGGGUCGUCCUCGCGCGAACAGCAAUGCUCCGUAUGCUGGUGCUCCUCGAUCCAUGUCUCCUGGCCCGUACGGCGGUGGGCCCCAGCAGCUCCCGCCCCCUUCGAUGGAGAUGGGACGCCCUCGAUCAAACUCAACCGGCCAGGUCGCCCGCCGUGGCUCGCCACCUGGCCCGAGCCCCAUGAAUCCUAAUGCCAAUUUGCCGAUGCCUUCAAGAAAGCCUCUUCCAGGCCAGGCACUAUAAAUAUUUUCAUGAGGAAUGAUCAUGGCUUCGAACUUCUUCUUUUGUUUGUUUUGUUUCGAGACUUCAUUUCGAUUUCCUUGUAGGGGUCAUUGCGAUCUCUAGUUCAUAUCUACUUGUGGCGA